AUGAAUGAGUUUGCGCUCGCGCGAUCGCGGAUACAGUCGCAGUUCGCGACGAUUCGAAGACAUCAGGCGUUGGUGGAAGCGUACGCGAGCGACGGCUGGCGCGGACAGGCGGCUCAAAAGCCGAAACCAGUCAGGGAGAUUGAAAAGGCGCGCGAGAAGAUAUUCGAGGGUAAAUUGAAGAUACGGGAGUAUUUUAAGGUUUUGGAGUUCGAUGAGCGCGAGCGCGAGAUCACGACGGUGGCGGACGAGUUUGGGGAGUGCGACGCCGCGGAUAUUUUUUGUAGCAAGUGCACCCUCGCAGACGACAGGCAUGACGACGAUAUUUUGCUCUGCGAUGGCUUCUGCGAUCGUGCGUAUCAUCAAUCAUGCGUGGCUCCACCGGUUUUGGCGGAAGACAUUCCGCCCGAGGACGAAGGUUGGCUCUGUCCGAGAUGCGACGCGCGAGUGGACGUCAUUUACGUCUUGAACGACGAGUACGAUCAAAAUUUGGGCCAGAGGUGUGUUUCAGCGGAUAUUUUCGUUGCAGAGGCGGACAUGCGAGAUAAAGGGAUCGUUCCAGGAACGGCGCAGUUCAAACACGCGCACGAAGAGGAUUGGCCGAGCGAUGAGAGCGAUGACGAGGACUUCGAUCAGGGCGGACACAGCGACGAUGGGCGAGACGACGAGCACGAGGCGCUGAGCGGAAGCGCACAGUCAUCGAGCGAUGAAUCGAGCAGCGAAUCAGAGUCUGAUCUCAUCAUCGAGGGCCCACGAAGGCGCACGAAGGUUGAUUACGUCGCCCUGAACAACGCCAUGUUCGGCGACAGCGAGGCGUACGAGGGCGAAGCUGAGGAGCUCGGUUGGAAACGCAGCAACAAAACCAAGGCGGAGAUGCUCGCGGCGCUCAAGGGUGAGAGCGCGAACGGGAUAACGAACGGUGCCACGAAGAAGGAUCCAAAAUCAAAACGCUCGAAGCGAGAGCGCGUGGAUGAGAAAUCUCCCGCACCGCGCGUCAGGUUCACUCCCGAUCAAAAACUUGAGCUCGAGCGUGUCUUCUCCGAGUGCGCGUCGCUCGACAUUGACGCGCGCGACGCCCUCGCGAAGCGACUCGGGAUACCCGGCGGCGCAAAUUCGAUUAAAAUAUGGUUCAUGAAUCGCCGUCGUAGGGCUAAGAUUUUGGGUGAGAGGUAA
Ostreococcus tauri is the source of this 1170-nucleotide messenger RNA. Its product is annotated as Zinc finger, PHD-finger. Gene Ontology annotation, cellular component: nucleus. Gene Ontology annotation, biological process: regulation of DNA-templated transcription; chromatin organization. The coding region runs from base 1 to 1170 and encodes 389 amino acids. NCBI's taxonomy places the organism in Eukaryota, Viridiplantae, Chlorophyta, Mamiellophyceae, Mamiellales, Bathycoccaceae. The record is from RefSeq and is a predicted model, not a curated record. Gene Ontology annotation, molecular function: DNA binding; chromatin binding. The transcript has 2 exons.